This is a messenger RNA of Oncorhynchus nerka (sockeye salmon), 3060 nucleotides long. Its product is annotated as synaptotagmin-6-like. The transcript is spliced from 8 exons. Gene Ontology annotation, cellular component: plasma membrane; exocytic vesicle. NCBI's taxonomy places the organism in Eukaryota, Metazoa, Chordata, Actinopteri, Salmoniformes, Salmonidae. The record is from RefSeq and is a predicted model, not a curated record. Gene Ontology annotation, biological process: cellular response to calcium ion; regulation of dopamine secretion; calcium-ion regulated exocytosis. Gene Ontology annotation, molecular function: calcium-dependent phospholipid binding; SNARE binding; clathrin binding. Bases 1 to 1848 code for a protein of 615 amino acids.
AUGGCCAGGCACGACUCCAACACCAUUAUCAAGUUUGCCGAUGACACAACAGUGGUAGACCUCAUCACCGACAACGAGGAGACAGCCUAUAGGGAGGAGGUCAGAGACCUGGCCGUUUGGUGCCAGGACAACAACCUCAAGACAAAGGAGAUGAUUGUGGACUACAGGAAAAGGCAGACCGAGCACACCCCCAUUCUUAUCGACAGAGAGCAUCCUCUGAAUGAGAGAGAGAAAGUAAGAGUGGCAGAGAAAAAGAGUGAGAGUGAUAAAAGAAAGAGAGAUAGAAAAAGAGAAAGAGAGAGCGCUUGUACAGAGAUUCAAAAAGGGAGAGAGAGGAGAGUGUUCGUCACCGAUCUCUCCUUCAGCUUCCUACUCCUGGGGUUCGUGGCCUGUGGCCUGGCCCUGCUGGGCGUCAUCGUCUUUGCCUCCUGGAAGCUGUGCUGGCUGCCCUGGCGCACCAAGGACCUCUCCUCCAGUGCCACUGCCCUUGCCCCCGCCGCCGCCCCCCCCUCCUCUGCCUCUGACAGACCCUACGACAGAGCCUUCUCAGCACAUGCCCUCAGGCCUACUCUCGUACGCGCACACACGCACGUGCACGCCAUGGCAUCUGACAAGCUGAAUCCUUCGGAUCCGGCGAGUUUCCUGGAGGCUGCGGUGAAGAUCAGCCACACGUCACCUAACAUCCCUGCCGAGGUGCAGCUGUCCAUGAAAGACCACUUCCUACGCCGCACGCGCAUGGCCAGGCAGACCACCGAGCCUGCCUCCUCCAAUAGGCACAGCUCCUUUAAGAAGCACCUCCCCCGACAAAUUCACCAUGUCACCAGCCUUGACCGAGGCAGCGACUUCCCCUAUGCAGAGGACCAACCCACCAGCCUGGCCAGUUUGGGUCGCAUUCAGCCAGAGCUCUACAAACAGAGCCCCCUGGAGGCCGACGAGUCCUCCAAGACCUGUGGCAAGAUCAACUUCUCCCUCAAGUACGAUUAUGAGUCCGAGGCGCUCUUCGUCAACAUCCUCAAGGCCUUCGACCUGCCUGCCAAGGACUUAUGCGGCAGCUCCGACCCCUAUGUCAAAAUCUACCUCCUGCCUGACCGCAAGCGCAAGUUUCAGACUCGCGUCCAUCGCAAGACUCUCAACCCCAUGUUUGACGAGUCCUUCCAGUUCACAGUGCCCUACGAGGAGCUGGGCAGCAGGAAGCUGCACCUGAGCAUCUUUGACUUUGACCGCUUCUCCAGCCACGACAUGAUCGGCGAGGUCAUCCUAGAGAACCUGUUUGAGGUGUCGGACCUCUCUCACGAGACGGCCAUCUGGAAGGACAUUCAGUACGCCACCUCUGAGAGUGUAGACCUGGGGGAGAUCAUGUUCUCUCUCUGUUACCUGCCGACCGCAGGCCGACUCACCAUGACCGUCAUCAAGUGCAGAAACCUCAAGGCCAUGGACAUCACAGGAUACUCAGACCCAUAUGUCAAGGUCUCCCUGGAGAGUGACGGACGGCGCUUAAAAAAGAGGAAAACCACCAUCAAGAGGAACACUUUGAACCCCACCUAUAAUGAAGCUAUCAUCUUCGACAUCCCCCCUGAGAACAUGGACCAAGUCAGCCUGCAUAUAUCCGUCAUGGACUAUGACUUGGUGGGACACAAUGAGAUCAUAGGUGUGAACAGAGUCGGCAGUCAUGCAGAGGGACUGGGUAGAGACCACUGGAACGAGAUGUUGGCCUAUCCCCGCAAGCCCAUCGCUCACUGGCACCCUCUCCUGGAGGCCACCGAAUCUCAGAAAGAGUGGAAAACCCGCAAUGCAAGCUUUGACAGCCAAGGCUCCUGCCCCUCUCCAAGACUUCUGUCUAGUCCAUGAGGGAGGAGCCAGAAUUUAUACUACACUACUCUACGAAGCCUGCCCUGCAACAAGGCCUGAAAUAUUGGAGUGUCCCAGACCCAUAAAUUCUGUGGCUCAAAAUAAGUAAAGUGCAGUAAGUUAUUCUGGAAUAACAGUCGGUUUACACUGGACAUUAUCUCCCCAGCACACAGACACAGAAAUGCAGACAAACACACACACACUUCUCUUGUGCCCUCUUGGACAGCCACUUUGUCAUGGAAUGUAUAGUGUGUACUGGGUCUGGUGGGAUCAGUAUUAUUGCAACAAUAUUUUUGCAGUUGAGCUCAGCCUGGUGUUUUUAUACAUCUGAGGUUAACAUCUAUGUGUAUCUGUCUGAAGUGUGGUCAGGGCAUUAUGGCAGUCUUGUGAACAUACGGUACACCAUCAUAUUAAAUAGGUCAAAUGUUAUAGUUGCUGCUGUUGAGUGCAGGAUGUUCUUGAAGUACCCUACGACUUACAGUAAGUACCCUCUUACAGCAAGUCCAAAACAAUCAACAGGGUAUUCUGAAGUGAACCAUUUUAUACACAUUUGUAUUGUUACUUAAAUAAUUGUUGGUUUACUACAGUGGAUGUUCCAGGAUGACAAGUGUUUCAUCCCUCUACUUUAUUUGUAUUUGUUUUAUGUACACAACAUACACCAUACCUGGCUAUCAUAUGUUUUUGACGUCUUAAGUGUAGCUGCAUUACGUGCUAAAUAGGUAGCUAGCAUCAUUACAAACAAUGUGGUUUGGUUUGUGGUGGUACUGUUAAAAUUACACUGUAGGUAUGAACUUAAUGUACAACAGUAUAUGUAUAUAAUGCCCUUUGAUACUGACAUCAAUAAUAGCACUGUAUUUAGAAUCACAUAGUUAUUAUAUUAUCCACAUGACUAUCUCCCUGAACUUACUUUUCUGUUUCAAUUUCACAGUGACUACAGCUUCACUGCUCUGUUUUCCUAUUACCUGUGAAGUAUUUGCCAAUAGUCUCCUGUUCAGGCAAUGUCAUGUACCUUCAGGGACUUGGCUUGAUCCUUGACUCAUUUGCAUCAUCAGCCUUGUGAUAAGUGUUUAAAAUAAGGACUCUCCUGUUUUUUCCAAGCAAUUUAGAGUCACUUUCCACUUUUGUAUUGAACAUUUGUAUUUGUAACAACUGUUUCCAGGCAUCCCUUGUAUUUUAAAGAAAUUACAAUAAAGUUGUUUAUUCUGGUUCUAA